AUGGAGCUGUUCCAAGCCAAAGACGACUACAUCCUCCAGAGCGGGGACCGGGCUCUGUGGUGCAGCCGAAAAGACGGGACCGUAGCCGUCAGACCGGCAACAGACCUGCUGUUGGCUUGGAAUCCAGUAUGUUUGGGUCUGGUAGAAGGUAUCAUUGGAAAGAUACAGCUUCACACGGACCUUCCUCUGGGCCUCGUAUUAAUCCGCCAGAAAGCACUGGUGGGCAAUUUACCAGGCGGCCACAAAGUCUACAAGAUCACCAAGAUAGCUGUCAUUCCUCUGUCUGACGAAGAGCCUACGGAGCUUGAACUGGAGCUUUGCAAGAAGCAUCACUUUGGCAUCGACAAAUCAGAGAAACUGACCCAGUCUCCCGAUGAGUCAAAGUUCUUGAUGAAAACCUUCAGCCAGAUCAAAUCUAAUGUGGCUGUGCCCAUCAAGAAAAAGGUCAAGGAAAAUAAAGAGAAGGAACGUCUGGAGAGGCGGCUGCUGGAUGAGCUGUACAAGAUAUUCAUGGACUCAGAUUCCUUCUACUACAGCAUGACCUAUGACCUGACGAACACUGUGCAGCGUCAGGGAGACUCUGAUAAGUCCAGCUUACCCCUAUGGAAACAGGUGGAUGACCGUUUCUUCUGGAACAAACAUAUGAUCCAAGACAUCAUUGACCUUCAGGUGCCAGAGGUGGACUUCUGGGUGAUACCAAUCAUCCAGGGCUUCGUGCAGGUGGAGGAACUGGUGGUGAACUACAACGAGACAUCCGAUGAGGACAGGAGCAGCCCUGAGACCCCACCACUGGAGGUCACCUGUGUUGAUGACAUCCAUCCCCGCUUUACUGUGGCCCUUAUCUCCAGACGGAGCCGCCACCGCGCAGGGAUGCGGUACAAACGCAGAGGAGUGGAUACCGAUGGCCGUGUGGCUAACUAUGUGGAGACCGAGCAGUUGAUCCACGUGCACAGCCACACUCUGUCCUUUGUGCAGACUCGUGGCUCCGUGCCGGUCUUCUGGAGCCAAGCAGGGUACCGCUACAAUCCCCGGCCACGCUUAGAGAAAGGAGAGAAGGAGACCAUGUCUUACUUUUCUGCUCACUUUGAAGAACAGCUUAAACUCUACAAGACGCAGGUCAUCAUUAACUUGGUGGAUCAAACUGGACGGGAGAAGAUAAUUGGCGACGCAUAUCUGAAGCAAGUCCUGCUUUACAACAACCCAAACCUCACAUAUGUUUCAUUUGACUUUCAUGAGCACUGCCGAGGUAUGAAGUUUGAAAAUGUGCAAGUUCUGACCGAUGCGAUCUCUGAUAUCAUCACUGACAUGAAGUGGGCCUGGGUGGAUCAGGCCGGAGUCAUCUGCCAGCAGGAGGGAAUCUUUAGAGUCAACUGUAUGGACUGUCUUGACAGGACCAACGUGGUCCAGGCUGCUGUUGCUCGGGCGGUGAUGGAACAACAGCUGAAGAAACUGGGUGUGAUGCCUCCAGAACAGCCUCUGCCUCCGAAAUGCUACAAGAUUUAUCAGAUCAUGUGGGCCAACAAUGGAGACACCAUCAGCAGGCAGUACGCAGGCACAGCAGCGCUCAAGGGAGAUUUCACCAGGACAGGGGAGCGGAAACUGGCUGGUGUGAUGAAGGAUGGUGUGAACUCAGCCAACCGCUACUAUCUGAACCGCUUCAGGGAUGCUUACAGACAAGCUGUCAUUGACCUGAUGAUGGGCCUGCCAGUGACGGAGGACCUGUACUCCAUCUUCAGUAAGGAGAAGGAGCAUGAAGAGAAAGAGAAGGAGAGCCAGAGGGGAGCGCAGGAGCAGGUCAGCCUCCUGCUGCAGACCUACAUGCAGCUUUUGCUGCUUGAUGAUGAGAAGUUUCAUGGAGGUUGGGCUCUCAUCAAUUGUGACAUGAGCAUCGUUGAUGCCACCAACAAAGAUGUGGAUGUGCUGCUGCUUCUGUCUGACAAAGCCUAUUACAUUGCUUACUACGAUGAAGAAGCAGAUAAAGUCAACCAAUACCAGCGACUCAAUUUAGAGGGUUUGGAAAAGAUCGAAAUUGGUCCAGAGCCUACUCUGUUUGGGAAGCCGAAGUUCUGCUGUAUGCGUUUGCAUUACAGGAGUGAAGAGACGAGUGGAUACUUUCACACGCUGAGAGCAGCAACACGAAAUCCUGAGGAUGAUGGAAAAGACACAUUACAAUGCAUAGCUGAGAUGCUUCGCAUAACUAAACAGGCCACAGGACUGGACCUGCUUGUGGUUGAAAAGAGGCUGGAUAGGCGGCAGAGUAAACCUCAUGAGGAUAUAAUGGGCAUCCAGAACAAACCUGCUGACCAGGUCCAGGGGAGCUCUGGUCUCGCUCAGGGCAAAAGUUUCCUCCUCAACAAGUUCUCCUCUCUCAAUCAGAAAGUGAAACAGACCAAGACAAAUGUAAACAUUGGCCCCUUCAAGCCCCUCGGGAGGCUGGGCAACUUCUCUAAGCCUGAUGUGAAAGUCAAUUUCCUAAAGCCAACUAUGCAUGUCAACCUGUGGAAGUCUGAUAGUAGCUUGGAGACAUCAGAUAACAACCCUGGCACAGGAGCCCUAAAAGAUAUCGGUGACGGGCACUCUGAAAUCUCAGAUGACUCUGAUUCUUAUAAUUCUGACCCAGAGCACCCGUGUUCUGGUUCUUUAGAAAACGUGGACUAUGUGCUGCCCAGCUGCGGCAUUGUAGCAACAAACCCACGACUGGGCAGUCGCUCCCACUCUAUUGGCAGCGUGGAGCUGAAUAUCCCCUCCGUCAUCAGAGUCACUGGCUGUGACGGAAAGCAGGAGAGCGUCUCUCAAGUCAGUGAUGAAAAGUCUCCAGGGUCCGCCUCGGUGGCUGAAGAAGCCAUUCUGAUUGACUUUGGUACUCCCAUUGAUGCCUACUGCCACCAGUUUGUCCAGGAUGCACAGACCAAACCUGUUGAGGUGUUUGGGGAGAAUCCGCCAGCUGCUGCCGCCCCACUCCACCCUGGGUUGCCUGUGCAGAAUAAGACCCUAGCAGACUCAGACAAGCAGCCACACUCCCAGCUGCAGCAUGAACCGGAGGAGCCCCAGCUCCCCAGGCCGUCCCAGCUAGACGUCGACUCCACCACCUCCGGUUCCAACCUCCUCUCCGUCCAGAAGCCCAGCUCUGCAGCCUCAGGAGGCUCUCAGAGGAGUCUCUGUUCACAGAUGGAGGGCAGCCUCGGCCCUUCACCUGCCGACAGCAACGGCAGCCGAGUGGUGUCCCCCUUUGCCAAGAUCAAGAGCUCCAUGGUCCAGGUGGCCAGCCUCACCCAGGCGGGACUCACCCAAGGCAUCAAUUUCGCUGUGGCUAAGGUACAGAAGAGCCCCGAGCCGGAUGCUGUCAACGAAGCCCAAGAGAACGAGCUAAAGGCAAUGUUUACACAGUGCCAGACCAGGAUCAUUCAGAUCUAGUGCUUUCCUUGUAGCAGGACUUUGUAGGAAUACGCAGUGUAGAAACCUCCUCUAUGGUAGCAGUAGCAAAAGCUUGCACAUAGCAUCACUACUCAGCCAAGAAAUGUGCUCUUAAAGUUUGCCCUUUAGUUAAACUUGCCCAUGUUAAUGACGACUCUUGUACAGAUCUUAGAAAUAUAUAAUUAAGCCCAACACGACAGUGACCAUGUUUAUGUGCACAUAAAUAUGGAGCCCCUCACUCUUAAGAGAGCACUGAUUUGUCUUGUCCAGCUCUUUGAACUAAGUGGCGUUUAGCAUUAUCCUUUUUGCCAUUCAAACUCACACGUCAGGUGUUAAAAGCAAUUGUUAGAAUUCCCAAGUCCAAUUUUAGACAGUAGAAUAUUUGAUUGAAAUAGGUUUAUGUAAAUCCAAAUCCUAAAUCACUCCAGAAUUAUUGCUACUGUUGAAGGAAAUUCUUCUAUAAGUUCCGAUUUCUUAUCAAAUUUAAGGAUAUUUUCAUUAAGAUUACCUUAAAAGACAAAAAACAAAUUUAGUUUUUUUUAGAUGUUUUAAACUCAUGUACUUGUAUUUUGUGCAUGUAAACAUGUCACUAUCCUUAGCCUGAAAAGUUAUUAUACCCGCAGUGCUUGCAUUAGAGGUUAACGGUAACUAAGUUUUGACAAGACAGGUAAACAUUAGCUGUAGGUUGAAAGACCAAUCUGACUUUAUAAUGUACUGUACGUCAUCCUGUUGGUGCAGGUCACUUCUUGGCGUUUGUGAUAAAGGCCGCGUUAUAGCCCUCGAUUUGUAACAGUUGUUGUAGAAUCUGACCAAAUAUCUUUUGUGAUUCCCAAAGGACAAUUCUGUGUUAACUAUUAUCCUUUGUAUAGCUGUCAGAAACUAGCCAGGCGACAUACUGCGAGUAGUUAUCCUAUGUGAUAUCAAUGUUGUCCAGUGUAACUUAGAAAGUAUGCCGUUUAUAGAAAUAAUGACAACACAAGACCUUAGUAAGAGUAUCCUGGUUGUUGAUAUGUACAGUGAGUAUCGUACAUUUAUCUGUUCCCUGAGUAGAGCCUUCCCUUAAGCUUUUUGUAAUGAUGGUAGGGUGGCAUCUUAAAAUGUUUUAGAGAGGUAUGAGCAUUAUAUUUUGAAAAGAACGCCCAGUACUGUCAUGGCUAAUCACGAAUAACCAGAAAACUACUGGUUUGAGUUGUUGUUGAUAGAUGGAUGCAAUGAAAUAACUAUUCUACUAAUGGUUGUGCUAAUUAACUAUGAGGGUUAGUUUGAACCAAGUCUUCAGCCAGCGUUGUUCAUGGUCAUUGCAUGUUUGACAAAGACAGGAAAGUAGCAUAUAGUAGGUAUAUAUGCAAUUGCACCUAUCCAAUUAUUAGAAAAACACUGAUGCUUUAUGCACUCCCCAAACUGAAAGCAUAUUUGCCUUAACAGGGAAUGGAAGUGGGAUUAUGUAUAUCAGGUAUUUAUGGCUAAAUCUACCUUUUUAAGUCCAUCAUUUACAUGUUACAUAUGGUGUACUGUAUAAAAGAUCAUGUUCAGGGUUACUGUAUGUCAUCAGGCUUUAUCUUGGGAUAUUUCAUCCACUGGCACAUACAUUCUCCAUGGAAAUUAGCAGGUUUUGGAGAUGUAAACAGUGUGUUGGGUGUGUGUAUGUUCUGUACAGUAAGUGUGAAUUAGAGCAACCCUGCUGCUGGUAUUUAGGAGUGCCCGGCUCAGAGCGCUACUUAUAUUUAUGUGCUAUGAAGCCGUAUACAUAGUUAUAUUCAAAACGUUUUUCCGUUUACCUCAAGAAGUGAUGUUUUGUCUCGUUAGUCACCCGUUACACAUACCAGUUGUCAUUCAGUGAAAAUGUCCAACAUGACCUUGUUAUAGUCAUCCAGAAGAAAGUAUAAUGAACUGAGGUCAUCUCAAAACACUGCUUUGUAUAUCUGUCUAUUUAUGGUAAAUAAUAAUUAUCUGGUUUGCUUUGAACUGAAAUAUCCCAAGAUAAAUGGUUACACAUUUCGUAUUUUUGUUGCGUUAUAUUUGCCUGUUUUCUGCAUUGAACUUGCUCCCCAGCAAAUAAGAAGUGGGAUACUUGUGUAUUUUAUCUGGCUAUAAUUGUGUGAGUGAGUUAAGUGUAGCAUUGGCUGCUUUGUGGGUGCUACAUCAUAUAGUUAUUGAACCUGCUGAUAGUGUGUGGUGCUGCCAAAGCUUUAAGGUAAUAGCUGUAAUGCAAAGUUUUAAUGCUGAGGUUAAAAGUUUUUUUGUUUUUUUUUAAACUUCCUGCAGGAUUGCAAACACUGGAGCAGUUCUCAAGCAGAGCGAGGACGUAUUAUGUCCCAAACUUGCUGAAAGGAACGGUAAUCCUCAACAUUCCCGAUAUAGACCACCAUGCUAGAGUGUUGGUGUCUGGUUUUUAUAUGCAAAAGCUGGCAUAGUUAUAUUUAGUCCUAUUUGCUGGGUGAGAUUUUCCUCCGUUUCCUUUUUGUUUUUACACCAAGUGCUUUUGCAACCACCUCUUUCUUUUUGUCUGUGGUUGUCCUCCCGUCCCUUUAGGACCCCAGACCAUGACAAACUAUCAUGUGACUCGAGGUCUUGAAGCAUUUGAUUUGCACUGUUUAAGCACAUUUUUCUACCAUCAGCACCAUUACGUUUGAAUGUUUGUGGUCAUCUUUCCUCUUUACCAACUGACUGUUGUCAUUGUUUUCCACGGUGUACUGAGAUUGUAUUGUAUAUUAAA
Molecule: messenger RNA, 6130 nt
Organism: Anoplopoma fimbria (sablefish)
Lineage: Eukaryota; Metazoa; Chordata; Actinopteri; Perciformes; Anoplopomatidae
Gene: inpp5f
Product: inositol polyphosphate-5-phosphatase F
Exons: 20
Coding region: 1-3414 (1137 amino acids)
Biological process (GO): regulation of endocytic recycling; phosphatidylinositol dephosphorylation
Cellular component (GO): clathrin-coated endocytic vesicle; early endosome
Molecular function (GO): phosphatidylinositol-4-phosphate phosphatase activity
Source: RefSeq, a predicted model, not a curated record